Amphiprion ocellaris (clown anemonefish) is the source of this 4612-nucleotide messenger RNA. RefSeq names its product homeobox C6a (gene hoxc6a). The coding region runs from base 3052 to 3759 and encodes 235 amino acids. Gene Ontology annotation, cellular component: nucleus. The transcript is spliced from 2 exons. Gene Ontology annotation, biological process: anterior/posterior pattern specification; regulation of transcription by RNA polymerase II. The record is from RefSeq and is a predicted model, not a curated record. Lineage: Eukaryota; Metazoa; Chordata; Actinopteri; Pomacentridae. Gene Ontology annotation, molecular function: RNA polymerase II cis-regulatory region sequence-specific DNA binding; DNA-binding transcription factor activity, RNA polymerase II-specific.
CAUUGCGCAUCACCGUGGAUUACUACAAAUUAAGAGCAUAUACCAUCCAUUAAUAAAUUAUUAAUCCUAAUUAUUAAUUUCCUUUCUUCUUGCCAGCCUUUUAUAAAUAAUUUAUUAUUUUCUUCUCAGACCUUCCUGGUUUUUCCACUCAUGGGUGGCCAUAAUGUCCUUUUCCAAGUCGUGGCAACCAAACGGCUCCUUCUUCCUUGCGUGCAUCAAAAGCCGUGCAUGUGAUUUGCCUCACGGGCCGCAAUAAAACACUAAAACACGGGGGAAAGAAUGACCUUUCUAAUUCUGCACACUGACACAAACCUCCGCUGCAUUCCUGCCUCUUCAGUCCACACAUUGGCUUCACUGUUCAGCCUUUAUUUACCACCUAAACUUUACGGAGCGCCGUGUUUCUCUUGUGCGUGUGAACAGCAACAACAAUAAAAGGGGGCAAAAUCUCGUGUUUUGAAACCCAAGUAAUCAGAUUAUAUUUUAAUUUAGCAAAACACUAUGAUAAAUUGUAAUAACUUGAAGUGCUUUCUUAAGAGGAGUAAAUUCUAAUCCACCGACUGCGUGCUGACGACAACAGGAAUUGUUCUAAUGAAACAAAAAGCUUUCACAAAUCCGAUGCACAUGCUGUUUCUGACAUCGUGAGCAUGACAAAUGAAGAAACUAACCGCACCAAACAGCAAAUCUAUCACAUUUCGGCUCUCAUUUAUAUUAUAAUUCAAAUUUAAUGUUGCAGUUAAAGUUAAAAUAAUUCCAAAAUGUAGCUUUUAGUAACAUAAUCACCUCUGCGUGGCAUUAAAAUACUCUGAGGGAUGGAAGUUAUUUUUAUUUUUUUAGGAUUUAGGACUCCUCUCCUGAAACAUUUGUUUGCUGUCGGUCUUAAUCAACUGAUUCGUUACUUAAUAUCAAGAAGAUAAGGGAUAAAACAAUCCCAGGGCGGCAAUAUUGAGACUUUACAGGCUGCAACUUUUGCGCUUUUAUUUGCCCCAAAUCUGUGCGACGCGGAUGUCACAUAUGGCCACGAAGGGGAAACUUUUAUAGCACCAGCUACUUCCUCCUCUUUGUUGUUGUCUCUUUUAUGGUCCAUUCAGGAUCCCAAACAACAGACCAAACAGUGUUGCACGUUUAGGCUGCACGUAUUCACUCUAUUGAAGAAAUCAAUGAGGUGACGAACCAAUAGGCUGCUGCAGCGCACAGCGACUCCACAGACAUGUUCAAUAGCUUCAUUGAUUAUUAUAUUGGUAUCUAUUAUGGCUUGUUGCAAAACGCCAAGAUAAUGUGAAAUAUAGUUCCAAGUGCAUGCAUAUAAAGUUUAAAAUUCCAUUUGGCUUUAAAAACGUUUUCCCGAGGAUAAAAGGCUGCUGGGAUAAAAUGCGUCAAGCUUUUAAAAAGUGAUUUAAUUAUAUUGAAGACAGAAAACUCAGACUGGGUGACGCUGUCUUUUAGAAUAUCACAAACGCUAGAUUUAGAGGCAGAACAUUUCGCUCAGAGAGGAGUUUAAGUUUUGCUAGAUUUGCGCAAAAACACCUCCAAAGUAAGUAAUAUUCAAACCCAUCAUUUGCUGCCCAGAUAAUUAUCGGUUCUCGUUUCCUCUGUGUGUGUCAGAGGAAUGUUGAAGUAUGAUCAGAAAAAAGGAACGAGGGGAACAUCUGCAUAAGCAUUUUAACACGCUGCAUUUUUUUUUCUGUUCUGAAAAACAAAGCACCUGAAGUGUGCAUUUUAUUGUUAGACGAGUUAAAGAGACUGACUGUACCUGAGCCGCUCACCGGCCACAGCUGGCCUGUGGAGGAAUUUACAUUAUUAUUUUUUGGCUGAACACUCGCACAAUUGAUUAGAUUUUUCAAAAUGGUGGCAAAAGUCAUCCUCUCAGACGCAUUAUUUAACUAAGUCGGCCGUACCUUUGCGCGAUCCUCCCCCCUUUUUUUAUUUUUUGGCUUUGCCCUCCACAUGCUGAUCAGUGCUUUCAUUGGGGAGCCUGGGAGAAUUGCUCGCCUGUGUUGCGAGGCUUUGCUGCAGAGAUAGUUGUUGGUGAGCUGGGGAACGUCACUUGUUUUAUUGCCCUCACAGAAGAGAGACCAUAAACGCAUUCUUACCACCUACACCCUCCCCCAGUUCUCUGCAAAAGCAUGGAAAUUGCUCACAUGCCCUGAUAAUUCAAAGGGAACCUUAUUAAGGGGUAUUUAGGGAAGCAGAGACUGAGAUAAGCAAAUAAAUGCCAAAAUAUCUCAAUCCUCGUACAAGGGAAGCGGAUGGGAGCUUGUAGUUGUUGCAGCAUGUAUGUCUGCAGUGGUGUUGUGAAAUAAAAACUGAGUACAGGACACACACACACACACGCACACACACACACACAGAGAGAGAGACACACACACACAGACCCACACACAAUCACUCACACAGUAACUUCAGUUGAGGUUUUUGCAUUCUCUCUGCGUAAAUGGAUUAAAUGUUUCCGAGUUGCUCUCUUUUAAGACAAAUUUGGACCUGAUUCCACGUGUUUUUAAUCCAAUUUCAUCCUCCCCUUGAAUGUAAUCACUGUAUUCUGGAUGACAUUGGCCACAUCCUGCAUCGUGCUUUCUCCUUAAAACGCCACAUGCUCUUAAAACUAAAGCCAAAUACAGAAAGAAAAAAACUUCUCAUCCAGCCAAGCUGCGUAUAUAGUGUGCCACUCCAAGUCUACGCUGUGUUUAUCGGCAUUUAGCACUAAUGUUCAAGCUCUGAGCUAAAAGCUACAGUUUCUCCUCAACUCCUGCCUCUCAAUUGGUGGAGAACGGUCAGCUGACAUUGUCAUAUUGUCUCUCACCGAGCCAAGCCUCGGCUAUAACACUCGGGUUUGUGCGUCUUAACCGGAGAUUGGAAAUUAAUAAUAUUGAAUCCUCAAAGUAGCCCACGGUCUAGUAAGAGAGGCAGAAAAGUCGAGGGAAAAAAAGAAGACCUUGGAGAAAGGUGUGGUUGGUUGACACACACACUCACGGGAAGGAGAUUUACUGAGAAGGAGAUUGAAAAGAGACUCGAUAAAGAAGUGGGGAGAGUUGGAGAGAGGGUUACCAGCAAGGUAUGAAUUCUUAUUUCGCAAACCCGUCGCUCUCCUGCCAUUUAUCCGGUGGUCAAGAUGUUUUGCCUAACGUGCCCCUAAACUCCACCACCUAUGACACAGUGAGACAUUUUUCGUCGUACGGUGCAGCUGUGACCCAGAAUCGGAUAUAUGCACCUUUCUACUCCCCUCAAGAUAAUGUCGUUUUUGGCUCUGGCAGGGCACAGUAUGAAUAUGGAUCAAACGUGUUUCUUCAAGACAAAGACGUGCUGCCCAGCUGCAGGCAAACAAACAUGGGACUCAAUACACAAAGCCACAUUGCUCAAGAGUACAGUCUGGAUCAAGGAAGAGCAGGAGCUCAGGAGCAGAAAACUAACAUCCCGAUCUACCCGUGGAUGCAGCGAAUGAACUCACACAGCGCAGGAGUCGGCUACGGGACAGACAGACGCAGAGGACGUCAGAUAUACUCUCGUUACCAAACGCUCGAGCUGGAGAAGGAAUUUCAUUUCAAUCGCUACCUGACCAGGCGCAGACGCAUCGAAAUCGCCAACGCGCUUUGUUUAACGGAGCGCCAGAUCAAAAUCUGGUUUCAGAACCGACGCAUGAAAUGGAAGAAAGAGAGCAACCUGACCUCCACGGUGACUGGAAGUGAACAGACAGGAGCCUCUCAGGAGGAGGAACGCAAUGGCGAAAUGGAAGAAGGGAAGGAUGAGGACAAGAAGAAAGAAUAAAAGAAGAGUAGAGGGAAAAAAACACACCUUGGUGACCAUUAAAACCCAACAUAACUACCUAAAAAUCUAUAUGGACUUGAGAGCGACUUCACUGCAUGAUGCUACCCCGCAGCUCUCCCACUUUUAUCUCAUGUUGAGUUGAGGAGUGUUGAGCCUUAGAAAUCCGAAUUAUUUCAACCACAGUAUAUCCCCCUUUGUGACAUUUGGGGCAUUGACUUUCUUUUUUAUUAUUAAUAACAUUAUUGCGAUGUCACACUUGUAUUGUGAAAAUAAAAAGAAGUAUUAAUUUCUACGUUAUUUCCUAUACCAGGAAAAUGUGUGUAUUUACUCCCCUACACCCCAUCCAUCACUGUGAACUCUUUGAUCAACCCACUAAAUACAGUGUUGGUCUGACUUUACCCAUUAUUGUACAUGCACAUUCCCCGGGAGGAAAAGGUAACCGGCCGGACACUUGAUCACAGUAAUAAUCUACUACUUGAAUUGUUCGCAAAAGAAGAAGAAGAAUUUAAAAAAAAGUGCCCUGCAUUAACCUUCAAAGUUGCACGGAGAGUCUCCAGUCCACACACAAAACACACGUGAAAUGCCUGUAUAUAAUGAAAGUAUCAGUAUAAUAUGUAAAUCCAGUGAACACUUAUGUGCAUUUAGCCGCUUCGAUAGACGCUGCAAAACAUACAAUUGCGCUUAGCCCCCUCCUCUCUUCCUUGUUUUUAUUUUUAUUUUGAAUCAUUUGACACAAUAGGCUUCCUUGUGAGAUAGAUUUGUACACUAGUAAUUCUUCACUUUUGUUUGAGAGUUACAAAGUCAUGUUUUUGUCAUAAUUGUGUAUCAUGGAAUAAAAUAUUUGUAAAACUUU